Molecule: messenger RNA, 1826 nt
Organism: Hemibagrus wyckioides
Lineage: Eukaryota; Metazoa; Chordata; Actinopteri; Siluriformes; Bagridae
Gene: usp18
Product: ubiquitin specific peptidase 18
Exons: 11
Coding region: 487-1512 (341 amino acids)
Biological process (GO): protein deubiquitination
Cellular component (GO): cytosol; nucleus
Molecular function (GO): cysteine-type deubiquitinase activity; cysteine-type endopeptidase activity
Source: RefSeq, a predicted model, not a curated record
UACUUAAGUACAGUAACAAAUCACAUUUAAUUCAUUACUGCCCAUCACUGGAGUCCAGAUCUAAACCCUGUCAAAAAACCUGUAGAAUGACUUUUUUAUAUCACGAAACCUGCAGUUUUAACGGGGAGAUUUUUGGCACUUUUUGCGAAUUGUUAAAACCAAGUCAGGCACGCGAGUAAUCAAAGCGCACGUGACACUUUCCUGGUGCUAAAAUAAUAAUCUUCUUUAUUUCAUAUAUAAUAUUUGUAUAGUGUGCAAAAGCCCUGUGAUGGAUGACGGCAUGUUUUAGAGACAUUUUGGACAGUUUGCUCCUCCACGUAGAACAGAAACCUAUGAGUGAAAUGAAAGUGAAAGUGAAAGAGCUUCGUUUCUGGCUAAGAUUCACUUUGAGGAAAGUUUACACUGCAGCAGGUCAGUGUAUCAUCAACAGCUUCAUUAGACCACCAGUAAAGCUUCACUACAGUUGCAACUGAUUUCAGUUUGUAGAUGGGAAUGGCUUGGUGUAAAGGGUUUUUGUUUCGCAGUGAUCUAACCUCAGCCAUUGUCACUCGUGCAGGUUUACAUCUGCAUUCGAGUGUAAGGGGACUUUCAAACUGCGGUCUCUCCUGCUCUAUAAAUGCUUUACUGCAGACUUUUGCAGCCACCACAGAGGUAGAGGAAAUGCUCAGCAGGUGGCAGCCAUCUGAGGCAUCUGAUGAAAAUAAUGUUCCCCUGGAGCUCAAAAGAGCACUGGAAGCCAUGAAGGAUAAAAGGCAGUCCAGCCCUCAUCUGGAUUUUCUGAAUUGCCUUCAUGAACACAACAUUUGCCGGUUCACUAAUCAUGAUGCUGAUGAAGUGUUCCACACCAUCCUAAACCUCAUUCAGAAGCAGAUGUCUGACCAGCAAAUUGCUGCAGAGAUAAAAAAUCUUUACAAGAUUGACGUGGAAGAAUGCACCGAGUGUGAGAAAUGUGGGAAUGUACACCGUACCCCCAACCUCUUUCUUAGCUUUCCACUACCUCUGCAUGAGGAUGGAAACACCUUGAUGGACUGUUUCAGGAUGUUUUUUAAGCCACAGAGGUUGGAAGGCAGUGAAGCUUUUUACUGUGUCAAAUGUGAAAAGAAGAUGCCAUCUACUCAGAGGUGCAAGCUGGUUUCUCUGCCUUCAAUCCUAUGCAUUAAUCUAAAGAGGUUCAGAAGCACCAGUAGCUGCACCAGAAAGCUGAACACCAAAGUCAGCUUCCCCGAAAUGCUUAACAUGGCUGAAAUGUUACCUGAAGAACAUUCCCAAGUGGCUGAGAGAAGAUACAGACUGUAUGGAGUGGUAGUUCAUAUUGGGACGUCCACGAUGGGCCACUACACGGCUUACGUCUAUUCCACAGACAGCAAGUGGUACUAUACUGAUGACAGCUGCACGCGUCAGGUCAGCUGGGAGGAGGUUCAAAGCACGUACGGAGGGAGAGAAUGUGAUAUGGCUUAUAUGCUGCUGUACAGGAGACUGAGCUCAGAGGCAGCCCAGGGAGCCAAUCCCUAGGACAAAGUUAAAGCUCCUUUAAAUCAAAUGAAAUGAAAUGAAUUAAACAGCUACACUACAACAAUAUUUUAAAAAGAGUUAGACUGUAUUAGAAAUAUUUUGUGUGAAAAUAUAUAUUAUAUAUAAAAAUAAUUGGUGGCUUGGUGCGUGUGUAGAAUUAAUCAUCAUAGGAAAUCAUUUUUAGAAGUAUUUUUGUAUCAGAUUCACUUAUAACAGAUUAUAUAAUAUUUUCAUUAUGUCUUAAAAGGCUUAUUUAUGCAUCUAAUUUGUAAUGUAUUCAAGUUUCUGUAAAAGCUAAAUAAAAGCUGAUUUCU